AUGUGGCUGACUGACAGUUCAGAGGAAUCAGCUAUCUGCUAUUUGACUGGCAACUCGACAAAGAUGUGUCUGUAUAACCCACCAGAAGUCCCCUACGCCACAUUCAAAGCCCUCGCCUACAAGAAUGGCACCAUGCUGAACUGUGACUGCAAGAAAGGUUUCCGCAGAGUAAACGGAUUGCUCUAUGUACUGUGCUCAGGGAACUCUUCCUGGAGCAACACGUGUCAGUGUGCAAGCAACUCCAACAGAAACACAAGAAAGCGAGUUACACCUCAACCCGAAGAACAUAAAGAGAGACAAACCACAGAAACGCAAAGUUCAGCAUGGUCGGUGGACCAAGGAAACAUUCCAGGUCACUGCAGGGAGCCCCCUCCAUGGGACCAUGAAAGUACAAAGAGAAUCUAUCAUCUCAAAGUGGGACAGACAGUUUACUACCAGUGCAUUCAGGGGUACAAGGCUCUCCAGAAACAUCCUGCCACAAGUGUCUGUAAAACCAUCUGUGGAAAGACAGGGUGGACUCAGCCUCGGCUCACAUGUGUAGAUGAAAGAGAGCACCAUCAAUUUCAAGACAAAGAAGAAUAUCUAGAGAGUACAGAUACCCUUCCUGAGAGUGAGACUUCCUGCCCCAUCACCAUCACAGACACCCAACAACCUCCAGAAGCAACUACAACAAUGGAGACGUUCUUCCUUACAAUGGAGCAUCAGAUAACAGUGGCUGGCUGCGUCUUCCUGCUGAUCAGCAUCCUCCUUCUGAGUGGGCUCACCUGGCGGUGGAGAUGGAAGAAAAGUCGAAGAACCAUAUAG
Messenger RNA from Nannospalax galili (Upper Galilee mountains blind mole rat), 804 nucleotides. RefSeq names its product interleukin 2 receptor subunit alpha (gene Il2ra). Lineage: Eukaryota; Metazoa; Chordata; Mammalia; Rodentia; Spalacidae. The transcript is spliced from 8 exons. The record is from RefSeq and is a predicted model, not a curated record. Gene Ontology annotation, biological process: inflammatory response. The coding region runs from base 1 to 804 and encodes 267 amino acids. Gene Ontology annotation, molecular function: interleukin-2 binding; interleukin-2 receptor activity.